Cladocopium goreaui is the source of this 1620-nucleotide messenger RNA. NCBI's taxonomy places the organism in Eukaryota, Dinophyceae, Suessiales, Symbiodiniaceae. The record is from the annotation of a GenBank genome assembly.
UUGUCACUCGACGGUUCUGUCUUGCGAAGCCAUGACUGCAAAAGAAAGCGCUUGGGAGAGCAGGCACAGCUGAGAUGACGCUUCGGCCAAAGACCAAAUCAGCAACAGCAGAUGAGCUGGUUGGGACUGUCCUGGACAAGCACUUUCCAACCCCAGCAACCUCAUCAUCCAUCGCUGGAGGAGGGCGUGCAUCGCGCAAGUUGACGCCAAUGGAUGCAGCUACUGUCACCAAACGCCUUUCCGUAGGCAGUACGGAAAGCUCGGCAACACACAGUAUGAGUUCAGGUGUUCCAGUAGCUCAUCCUAACAGUGCCAGAACCAAAGGUGUGCUGCCUCCAACAGCCCCAAAGUCAAGACGUUCAAGGCCGUGUCCUGUGAAGCGGAGAGCGUCUGCAGAUGAGGUCUACGGCUUGGAUACGAGAUCCCUGGCGUCCCUGUGGCGCACGAGAGGAGGCAGUGAAGAGGAUUUGGCAACAAAGGACAACGAGUCAGAGGGCGAGGAUGAGCUGCCAAUGACCAAAGCUGUGUCUGACAUGCCGAGGAGCGAAGCAAUCAAAAUUCUGCCACCAAGCACUGCACUGACAGUUGACCCAGACAAGCUGGCGCAGCAAAAACAAAUUGUUGAGUUCAUUCUCUCGGACGAUUUGCCUGGCGCAACUUCCUCUAUGGCUGUAUCCGCGACUCAGAGUGGACACAGUACUGGAAUGUCUGUCGAGCAAGAGAAGAGCUUGGCCCGCAGGCGGCGCUCUUUUGAGCUUCAGGCCUUGAUCAUUGAAGGCGAAGUCACUGAGAAGACCCAAAUGGAAGUUUCGGGGAUUCAGACAGUUGAUGUCCAGGACACAGCUCUAAUCAAAUCCCGAGAGGAGAAAUAUUGGGAAAACAUGUGGCACAUGGCCAAGUCUGCGCGCAAUGAUGAAAAAGACGUGGAGGACGGAGAUGAUCCAUUUGAGCUUGAGGGGGUCGAAAUCGGCCUUGUGCAUCCUUACUGAGGUUUUUGGCUCGUCACACCUUUCCUCUUGUAAUUUGCUGGGCGCGAAAAAAGCAGCUCCCGCCUUUCCAUUCCUCUCUCCUCCGUCCAUGGUUGACGCUUUGUUGGACACCGUAUUUCAAUGACUUGGUGUUGCUUUGGACUUCCUGGUUUCUUGUCAGACGGAAACAGAUGGAUGUUGACUUGGCCAACAUUCUCAAUUAUUUAAUUGCUGGGCACUUUGGGAUGAUUUGAGACCCCCAAAGUGCCCAGCGUGGAACUCUUGAAUGCAGCAGUUACGAGCAGCGCCUUAUUUUGAAGCUUGGACUGCCUGGUUUCGCCAUUUUGAUUUGUAGAGAUGCCUCCAAAGGUGUUAUGUCUCUGUCUCCGAUUUUCGGCACGGAGUGCAAGUGCCUCCCGCAAUUCAAAUGCUUCAAGCGAUUGAAAUCAGCUGCAACUUCGGCUGCUCUUUGAUCUCUUUGUAUUUUUUUGUUAGUCAGUGGCAAUAGGAACAGCUGCCAAAUGGCACCUGUUCCAGUGCUAGCUCCUGGGAGAAGUAAGUUAAUGUCAAUCACUUGCUCCUCCGACUGGGAGUUCAUUCUGUUUGUCGUACAGACAGGCUGUAGACUGUUCGCAAUGUGGCAGCUACAAAA